AUGCUAAUAGCUACCUUUCUGUUCUCCGCUCACAUCGCCCAUCGAUCUUACAUACCAAAAGGUUCAACCUUCCCAAACCGGAAUUUUUUACAUGCGGCUACUGCUGGCGGUGUCGUCGAUAACACGAUUCCCAAGCUCGGUUAUCCAUUAAAGACAAUCUUCGAAGCACUGGACGAUACCAAUGUUAGUUACGGGAUUUACUCGGCUUCCCCCAUGCCAUCAACGUUGUUAUUUCGUUAUUUCCGCUCGCCAUUCAGAAGCCCUGGGAAAGGUAUGGAUGAGUUUUACCAGGCUUGCAAAAGUGGUACUCUGCCAUCCUAUGUGUUCCUUGAGCCUGCCAUGUAUGGUAUAGAUGAGCGGCUACGCAACGACCAGCAUCCGCAUGCAGGCGCGUUCUACGAUAUACGACGAGGCGAACGGUUUUACAAAGAAGUUUAUGAAGCGUUGCGAGCAAGUCCCCAAUGGAACGAUAUGCUAUUUUUACUUGUUUGGGAUGAACAUGGCGGAUUUUAUGAUCAUGUACCACCACCCAAUAACGUGCCGAAUCCUGAUGGAAUCACGCAUCCCACAUUUGACUUUACGCGUCUUGGUAUACGUGUUCCUGCCGUUUUUAUAUCACCCAGGAUUCCUCGUGGCAUGCUAGCACCAAAAUCCGAUGUAUUUGAACAUUCGUCCGUCUCAAGUACCAUCCAUGAGCUGUUCAGAACGCCCUAUUUGACAAAGCGUGAUGCUGUUUCAAAGCCAUUUCACGCCUAUGCCAACUUGACCGAGCCGCGCACCGACUGUGUGGUCACUUUACCGGAACCAGCUUACUACAUGUCGUGA
Molecule: messenger RNA, 825 nt
Organism: Zychaea mexicana
Lineage: Eukaryota; Fungi; Mucoromycota; Mucoromycetes; Mucorales; Lichtheimiaceae
Product: phosphoesterase family-domain-containing protein
Exons: 3
Coding region: 1-825 (274 amino acids)
Biological process (GO): phospholipid catabolic process
Molecular function (GO): hydrolase activity, acting on ester bonds
Source: RefSeq, a predicted model, not a curated record